Molecule: messenger RNA, 2409 nt
Organism: Telopea speciosissima
Lineage: Eukaryota; Viridiplantae; Streptophyta; Magnoliopsida; Proteales; Proteaceae
Exons: 4
Coding region: 1-2409 (802 amino acids)
Molecular function (GO): RNA-DNA hybrid ribonuclease activity; nucleic acid binding
Source: RefSeq, a predicted model, not a curated record
AUGAGUGAAACUUUGGUGUGUCUUGUGCCAAAGACUUUACAACCUGAAUUGCCUGAUCAAUUCAGGCCUAUUGCCCUAUGUACAGUUAUUUGUAAGGUUGUUACAAAAAUAAUUGCAUCAAGGGCCAUCUCUGAUAAUGUGUUGAUUGCUCAUGAGCUCUUCCAUUACAUCAAUAAAAUGAAGAAGGGUAAGAGGAAACUGGUAGCAUUGAAGCUUGAAAUGAAAAAAGCAUAUGACAAGUUGGAAUGGCCAUUCAUUAAACAUAUGUUCCUGAAGAUGGGUUUUUCAACACAUUGGGUUAAUAUGGUUAUGGCUUGUGUAUCAUCGGUUUCCUAUCAUAUUCUUAUCAAUGGAGCACCAAGGGGUACUGUUAUCCCUUCUCAGGUUAUUCGUCAAGGGGAUCCUUUAUCACCAACCUUGUUUAUUCUGUGCUCACAUGCUUUGAGUUGUUUGCUUAUAAAGGCUGAAGCUACAUGGACUAUUAAAGGUAUAAGGGUUCGUAAUCGAGCCCCACCGAUUACUCAUCUCUUGUUUGCUGACGAUAGCCUCCUUUUUGCUGAGGGUAAGAUAGAUGAGUUGUAUACUUUGAAGACCUGUUUGGCUACAUAUUGUCAAGCUUCUGGCCAGGAGAUUAAUUUGAAGAAGUCCUGUAUGACCUUUUCUCCAAAUACACGUCCUCGUAUUAAGAGGUGGUUUUCAAGGGUAAUGAAGGUGCCAUAUGGAUCUGGACCAAAGAAGUAUUUGGGUCUCCCUAUAGAUUUUGGUGUUUCAAAGGCAACCUUAUUCCAAGAUCUCUCUAAUAAGGUGCGUCAAAGGGUUGAAGGUUGGAAGUCUAUGCUUCUCUCACAUGCUGGCAAGGAGGUUUUACUGAAAUCUGUGGUCACCUCUCCUAAUCCAAAUUUACCUUGGCUAAGGAAGGUUGCAGACCUUAUUGAUCAAGCAACACAUACUUGGCAUAGUGAUGUGCUUUCAGCCUAUUUUAAUGAUGCUGAUGUUGGAAGGAUUAUGAAUAUUAAUUUGUCCAUUUUUGACCGCCCUAAUAAGUUGGUGCGGGUAGCGAGUAAGAAUGGUGUUUUUUCAGUCUGCAUUGCCUAUCAUCUUCUCUCCAAUAAAGAGACUGCUCAUCGUUUGACUUUUUCUACUUCAUCUAGGUUACAUUCUUGGAGUACUAUUCCUUCAACUGUUUGGAAAUCAAUUUGGAAUUCCCAAACUUUGCCCAAGGUUCAACGUUUCUUAUGGCGUGCCUGUGCCCAUGGUCUUGCGACAGGUGAUGCCCUAGUGCGACGCAAUGUUCAUGCAGAUCCUCUAUGUGUUCGAUGUGGGGAAUGUGAGACCAUUUCUCAUAUUCUUUUGGGAUGUUCCUAUGCUCGUGCGGUGUGGUUUGGUAGUCCACUUGGUUCUAACUAUUUAUUGAAUGCUAAUCUGGAAUUUUCAAAUUGGAUAGCUGCAUGGAAAUCAUUCUCCUCUUUGGGAAAGAAGGAAUCCAAAUCAUUGAUUACUCUAUGUAGUUUUUUCUGUUGGCACCUAUGGCUAUCUAGGAAUGAUUUGGUAUUUGGGCGCAAGACUUGGCAACCUAAUGAAGUAAUUACGGCAGCGUUGAGGGCAUUCCAUGAGUAUAGGGUUGUACAUAUGGCUGGACUAUCUACUCCUGCAACACCUAUUGCAUCACCUCCCCAAUGGUUAGCACUUGUAGCAGGUACGGUGAAAUGCAAUUGUGAUGUUAGUUUUUCAGCAUCUUUAGCCAAGGCAGGUGUGAGUUUUGUAUGUAGGGACCACAACGGUUUGCCGCUUAAAGCUGUCUCUUGUCCAUCUUCUUUCUCGGACAUUUUGAUUGGUGAAGCUCUUGCUGUUCAGUUGGUGAUGCAAGAGAUGGUUGCAAAUGGUUAUGAGAGGGUUGUUAUUGAGUCUGAUAGUAUGAGUCUUAUUACCUACAUUGAGAAUGGUGGCGGUGUGACACCUUUCCAUGUUAAGACUCUAGUGGACGACAUCAUUUACCUUUCUUUAUCUUUUGUAUCUUUUGUGUUCCUCAUUGCCUCCAUGAGUUUUGUAUGUAGGGACCACAACGGUUUACCGCUUAAAGCUGUCUCUUGUCCAUCUUCUUUCUCGGACAUUUUGAUUGGUGAAGCUCUUGCUGUUCAGUUGGUGAUGCAAGAGAUGGUUGCAAAUGGUUAUGAGAGGGUUGUUAUUGAAUCUGAUAGUAUGAGUCUUAUUACCUACAUUGAGAAUGGUGGCGGUGCGACACCUUUCCAUGUUCAGACUCUAGUGGACGACAUCAUUUACCUUUCUUUAUCUUUUGUAUCUUGUACUUUUGUUUGUAUUUCACGAGAGAUUACCAGCGUGACUUACUCCUUGGUUAGGAGGGCUUUAUCAUUAACAUGCAUACCUGAAUGGCCCCUAUCCUUUCCAUGA